CCUGUUUUCGCUGAGUCCGAGCCAUCGUUUCGCGUGGGCCGCCUCGUAUAAGCGUGAUUUGCGUCGUGUAUGUCUUCGAUUGUGCCUUCAUUGAAGUGAAACUUAGUGCGAGCUGCUGAAAAGCGAACCUGUAUUGAACGUGUGACGGUAUUAAAAGUUGAACUCUGUGUGGAUCUGCGAUCGUCCAGGCGAAAUGUCCAGCGAACCGAAAAGCCUUAGUUCUAAGUCUAAGGAUUCUGGUCUUGGUAUGUGCAACUGCGAUAAGGAGUACCGCACUACCCGCGUCUUGAGCUGUCCCGACGGCAGCCAGAGAACUUGCAAAGUGUGUCUCAAGUGUGGUGCUAGUAGCAGUAGUGCCGUCACUAGCGCUGUCACUAGUGUUACGAGUGACGCUCCAAGUCAACUACAGUCGCACGAAGAUCAUCAAAGCGAGAAGGUUUCUAGACAGGAAACUUCAAGGGACGACGGCAUUGCUUCUCCCUGCCGUGAGGAAGUCGUGUAUGACUACCAAGGUGCCAGUAGGUUAGGUUGUAACAUGGCCAACAAUAUUGUCAUCGAGUGCCAGAACAACUCGCCGAACCUUCUGAACCCUGCUUUCCUGGCGCAGUCAGACUCAUCAGUUGUUGGACAUUCCAGUCAGCCUUAUGGAUUCCAUGAAUGGUUAGACUGCGCGGUAGCGUCCCCUAAUUCAGGAUUUCUAAGUGUCAGUAGGACUCAGAUUGUUGAAGAAAGCGAGGUGGUUGAUCUGAGUGUUGCUUCCAACAUCGAAGUUGUCGAGCUGAGCGACGAUCAGGAGGUAGAAGAGGAGUGCGUGGCAUCCUCCGGUUCAGAUUCAACCAGUAAGCCAAAAGAUGAAGUUUCACCGAUAGUUGCAAGUCUUCCCGUUGAAAACAGUGUACGUAGUCACUUAAGGUGCUCGAAUGAUUCUUCUCCAAGAAGUAACGUGCAGACGCCAGAAUCUUCAGUGGCCUCAAGCGGCUACGGUACAGUGAGGUCCGGGUCGGCGGGCAACAGCGUCAGCGACUCUCCAGUCUCAUCUGAAAUAAGAACCGCGCACACAGAAUGCGCAAUUCAACAAGACGUACAGUCACCGAUGUGUUUUCCUGUAAUGACUCAAACAGUUCAGUUGCCAGCUGCCAUCACUCCCCAAAAAUAUAUCAUGAAUAUGCAUGUACAGUCACCAAUCUAUUUACCAGGAAUGGUUGUUAACCCAUUCAGUUAUUCGCCAGAUGAGCAAGCUACUCGUGCAGAUGCCAGCAUUUCCUCUACAAGAUACCUUCCACCCCGCAGUAGUAGCCCUCUAGAAAUGGUAUACUCAUCGCUACCUCAACCUGCGGGUAUCAAUAAUCAGGUCCAAGAAGUGAUUGAUUUGACCCAAUUUCCUGCUCGCACCGUUGCGCGAGAUUCAAACGAGAUAGAGGUUGUUACCUGCAACACUCGGCCACAAGUUCCUCAACUUAUUGCUGGUCCUCCAGCGAAAGUCCGUAGUCCAUACACUAACAAAUUUUCGGACAUUAGCUCUGCUGAUGAUGGACGCUUUAGUGAUAUCAACUCUCCGCAGAAAAUGAUGACGCCAGUGAAAAGCAGAGCUCUCCCUAUUUCCCCUUUGGCAAUAUCCUCCUCUUCCACGGUAGCGAGUGCAAAGCUUGUUCCCAGCACCUCUCGGCUACAAGUUCCAGAAGUGAUAGCUGAUUCCCCAGCAAAAGUCAACAGUCCGUACAUUAACAAAUUUUCGGACAUUAGCUCUGCUGACGACUUCGGACGCUAUAGCGAUAUCAACUCUCCGCAGAAAAUGACGACACCUAUGAAAAGUAGGGCUCUUCCUUCCUCUCCUUUGGUGAAAUCCUCCACUGCCGCGAUAGGAUUAGACGAAAAUGCGAUGAAUUCGAGUACUGAGACUGUGAUAUUUCCUUCCACUCUCUUAUUGCGCCGAAAUUCUAUUACCCGUUCUCCUGCGACGCCUUUGACUUCUCCGUCGUUCGGAUCUGAUACACUUUCUGCUUCAUCAAGUAUCAUCCUAAGUCCCUCUGGCACACCACCAUCUUGCAACAGAAAACGCCUAACUCCUUACUGUUGCAGUAAACAUUCUUAUAACAGAACUCAGGCUAAACCUGCAGGACCUCGUACUGCAGCUAGACCUGUCGUCGGCCCAACUCCCGGCCAAGUUAAUCCACAAUCCAUAAACUCUGUCAACCACUCUGCCCUUUCAAUCCCCGAUCGUUCAAAUGACCGCCGCCCAACGCAUUUGAAUAUGUCUCCAGAAGGACAAGAGGAGCCAGCCUGGAACUACAAAAGUGGACUGGAAAUUAAGGUCGUCGAAUGUUUGGACGAAACCAAGAGGAAGUCAGAAAUAACGCCUCCAAAAUACCCCGAGAGACUGACUGGAAAAAUAGUUCACCCGUCGCUGUCCGUCACUCCAGACCACAGCAAAAUGAGCGCUGACUACGUGGAUGUAACUCACUUCAAGGCACUCAAGCAGCUCGGCAGUGGUGCAUACGGCACGGUGUUCCUGGUGAGGAAGAUGACUGGUGCUGACGUAGGCAAGACCUACGCCAUGAAGGUGGUGAGGAAGUGCGUCCUGCUGCAGCGGACCAAGGCCGUGGAGCACGCCUACACAGAGCUGCAGGUCCUCCGUCUGCUGCAGGACGAUCCUUCCUUCGCUCAACUCAAAUAUGCUUUCCAGGACGAACUUUUCCUCUAUCUUGUGAUGGACUUCAUCCAAGGGGGCGAAUUAUUUUUCCAUUUUAAUCGCGGAGGACAAAUGAGCGAAGACCACACGCGCUUCUACGUGGGGGAGAUGGUCCUGGCCGUCGAGAAGCUGCACGCCGAUUUGAAUAAUGACGGAAACGCCAAGCUUGCUCGACGCAUCCUGUCUCUGGAGGUGCAGAUGCCUCCUUCGCUGUCCCCGAAGGCUGCAGACUUCAUCUCCAGGCUCAUCGCGCGGGACCAGACCCAGCGGCUGGGCUAUAACAAUGGGGCCGCAGAACUGAAGAACCAUCCCUUCUUUGAGGGCAUGGAUUGGGCUGCCCUAAGCGCCCGCCGCGUGAGGCCGCCCUUUGUGCCGGUCCUCUACAGGGACGACGACGUGGCUAAUUUUCAUCGUAACUUCACGUGUAAGGACCUCGUCAUGACCACGCUCGAGAUGGACGGACUCCGACACAUCUGGUUCAAAAACUACCAGCACUCACCAGCGGGUGUCGCCCUGGAGGCCGUCGUGCUGCACGCGACCACGAGACGCGCCGCGCCCUGCGUGCGAGACCUCAGCGUCGUCGCUGCUGCUGGCAUAUCGGCGUUCUUCCAGAAGUACGCAAUUGACUUCAACGAGCCCGCCAUAGGCCAAGGUUCAAGCGGCCUGGUGCUGCGCUGUACCAGCACGCGUACCAGCACGCGUACCAGCCAAACUUACGCCGUCAAGGUGGUACCUCGGGCUCUCGAUUGCUCCAUGGAGGUCCAAAUGCUGACAUCAGCUCAGGGGCAUCACUCAAUAAUCAAGUUCAUCGACUUUAUUCAAGAUAUGGCGUUUUCCUACAUCGUCACGGAGCUGGUGGCUGGUGAAGACCUGCGCUCGUACCUUCACCGUAACGCCGAAACAACUGAGAUGAAAAUACGCGACGUAUUCGAAAAAAUCUGCGUCGCGGUCGAUCACCUCCACACACUCAACAUUGCUCACCGAGACCUCAAGCCUGAGAACGUGAUGCUGGAUCCGCUGAAUGGGUCUGUUAAAAUAAUAGAUUUCGGGUUCGCGUGCAAGCACUUCCCCGACGCAGACUCAGCGGGCCCUGGCGCAGAGUCUGCGGUCCGCGCGCCGGCUAACUUUACCCUCAGCUUCGCGGCUCCCGAAUUAAUAAAAGAUUAUCUGGAGGAGCGUAAGAAGGAUGCCGGUGAAGGAUACUCGGACGUGUACAGCGGCAAGAGGAAGCGUAAUGUGGCCGCCUUGCUGCCGUCCAAGAGAAGUCGCCCGCAGGCUGCACUAGCGGACCCGCGGGCUUGUGACAUGUGGAGUCUGGGCGUCAUGUUGUACCUGAUGGUGUCGAGCAAGCACCCCUUCGAAGGCACCGCCAGUCCCCUCGCCAAAAUAUUGGCUGGGGACUUCAGAUUCGACGAGGAGGCCUGGGAAAACGUAAACUCGUCCGUUCGAAGCCUCGUGCAGGAACUCCUGGCGGUUGAUCCUGCAGAUCGUCCUUUCACGAAAGACGUCCUCGAGCAUCCGUGGAUGCAGUUCGAUGAAUUCGUCAACCCUCUCGCCAUGGAGCUCCCUAGCUUGCGACGGCCCACCCUCCCAAACACCCAAAAUUUGGUCGAUGACCUCGCCGUAGCCCAAGAGAGAUGUAGAUUUUCGGCGGCUCGGUAUUUGUCAUCAACGCGGGUGAGGCGGGUGAACACCCUGAGUUCAACUUACCUGAUGAAAGAAAUCGCCGGCGCUUCUUCCCGAACUUUCGUUGCGCCGUUCAACGGCCUACCUCCUGUUGCUCCGACUUAUUUCAACAGCCAAAGUCUGGCCAGAUUCCAUGGACGGGCCAGCAUGGAAGAUAUUAACACGUCUUCUUUCGUCGGCCGGGUCCCGCAACUGCCUAAAUCCGCGCCUUCGUCUACGGUUCCAUCCCGUAACAACAGCAACGCAGCAAACGACGAUGAAAUUUAUGCUGCACUGGCGUCCCAAAUACGAGGAGCGAAAUUCGUUCAGGGAUUUGAACUAAAUGGCAAGAAGUUCCUUCCUCGAAGCCCUAAACAGCGCCUGGAUUUUAGUGGCUUUUUGGCUGACAAUGAGUCGGAGCCUCGUGAACCCAAGAUCAUAAAGCGGCAAUUAUUUGCAGCUGAGAUUAGUUUCUCUGGUGCCAGUGGAGCUCUUCCCUCGAACGAGUUCUCGAGCGGUUACCAUUCCGCUUCACGAAAUACCGGAUACAAACAUUCAGCUGCGGACCAAAGUGCCCGCUACCCUUUGGCUCCAAGAUACACAGUCUUUGAGCCCAUUUUGACCAGGUCACGGAAGAGGUUAUUAGAUGGCGGGUCUCCUCCAGAAAUAUUAGCUCCCGCCGUGAGGAGAUAUAAAAGGCGCAGGCGAAAUCAAAAUUCCAAAGACCGAUGAUCAGAUCGUUUUUAGGCAUCUAAUACUUAGAAUUAGAACUCUCCGAGGUGCGAGUGCAUCUGUUCUACUUAUGGUUUUAAAUUAGAUUUCAUUUUAGCCUUUCAUUAAAUGCAAUUUUACCCUGAUAUGAAAUCCUAGCCCUUAAAAAGACCAUUAAUUUUAAUCUUUGUGAUAUUUUAUUUACUUAACAAUGCGUAUGGAUGCAACGAGCAAAUGACUGUCUGAGACCCUC
Hyalella azteca is the source of this 5318-nucleotide messenger RNA. RefSeq lists its product as uncharacterized. NCBI's taxonomy places the organism in Eukaryota, Metazoa, Arthropoda, Malacostraca, Amphipoda, Hyalellidae. Gene Ontology annotation, biological process: protein phosphorylation. The coding region runs from base 194 to 5086 and encodes 1630 amino acids. The record is from RefSeq and is a predicted model, not a curated record. Gene Ontology annotation, molecular function: ATP binding; protein serine/threonine kinase activity. The transcript is spliced from 13 exons.